Panicum virgatum (switchgrass) is the source of this 1360-nucleotide messenger RNA. RefSeq lists its product as uncharacterized. The record is from RefSeq and is a predicted model, not a curated record. The coding region runs from base 175 to 1143 and encodes 322 amino acids. The transcript is spliced from 2 exons. NCBI's taxonomy places the organism in Eukaryota, Viridiplantae, Streptophyta, Magnoliopsida, Poales, Poaceae.
AAUAGGACAGCUACAUGUUACCACCCGAUCGACACACGCGCACACCGAGUCGAUCGAUCGACCGCGCACAAGAAACACCUGCAAAAGCUCAUCAGGUCGCGGACUCGAUCGCGGUGGGUGGCAUUAAUCCGGCCGCGAGGGAAGUAGAUACUACUCCUAGAUAUAUAGGCAGACAUGCUCCCCGCCGCCGUGGCGGGCGCGCUGCCGCGGCGGCAGGCCGUCGCCAGGGCCUCCGUCUCGGCGCUGGCGGCCUCGCUGCCGCUGCUCUACGUGUCGCUGCUGCGCCCGCCGCCCGCCGCGCUCGCGGGGGACACCGCCUUCUGGUUCCUCAUGUCCAACUGCGUCAUCGCCGCCAUCGUCGCCACCUCCGCCGACGCCGGCGCGCUCCUCUUCAGGCCCGCGGCCGACGACGACGACGACGGUGGCGACGGUCCAUGCCGUGACGACGGCCUCUCCUGCGCGUCGGCAGGCCAGCCGCCGCCGGUCGACGUGCAGGCGGGCAUCAUCGCCAGCGACGCGGUGGUUCCUCCGUUGGCGGCGGCGGCGGCGGCCCAGGACUUUGACCAGCCACCCGCCGUGGAUGUGGAUAUCAAUGGCGGGCGCGUCCAACGAGAGGCGGGUAGCGUGGUGGCAAGUAGCUACUCCGUGCACCGUGCAUUGCCUUCGUUGAUCGAAGGAGGCGACGAGGAAGAAGAAGGUGCAGGGCAAGGGAGUGAACCGCGUCGCGCCGAGAUGAGUCAUCCCUUCCAGCAGAGAGGGGAGGACGAAGAGGACACAGUCGUCGAACCAAGCACCGUCAACAACAGCACGGUUGAAGUGGAGGCGCAGGGAGAAGAAGACAUCGAGGUCAUCCCGCUGGCGACCAUCGAGGAGGGCUCCGCGCUAGCCGAGCCAGAGCCAGAGGCAUGCUGGGCAAGGGUGACUAGCACCAGGAGCGUGCCAGUGGAAGAAGCAGCGGCCGCGAGGGAAGGUGGGCUCCGGCGAUCGGCGACCGUGGGCAGCAAGCCGGCAGAGGAGGAGAGCGAGUACUGGCAGCUGAGCGACGAGGAGCUCAACAGGAGGGUGGAGGAUUUCAUCGCGCGCUUCAACAGGGAGAUCAGGCGACAGGCCGAGCAGGAGGCAUCAUCAGUUCUAGGCUUCUAGGAGGCUACAGUUAUAGGGCUAUCUUGUAGAAAUUUAGAGGGUGCAGGCUUUGUAAUAUGGAAUGUAAUAUUAGUUAGUACGUUCGAGUUACCAUGUAUACAUAACCUAGGACUAGGAUCAUGUAGCACUGCUGUUGUAUACUUACUCCCUCCAGUUAUUAAUACACACUAGCGGAGAUGUAAGUGCCACAUGCACGUAUUUUAUUUUCUUUCAUCAA